Messenger RNA from Williopsis jadinii, 2529 nucleotides. It is a transcript of the gene PSY2, whose product is annotated as Psy2p. Bases 130 to 2502 code for a protein of 790 amino acids. The record is from RefSeq and is a predicted model, not a curated record. Gene Ontology annotation, cellular component: protein phosphatase 4 complex; nucleoplasm. NCBI's taxonomy places the organism in Eukaryota, Fungi, Ascomycota, Saccharomycetes, Phaffomycetales, Wickerhamomycetaceae. The transcript has a single exon. Gene Ontology annotation, molecular function: protein phosphatase activator activity. Gene Ontology annotation, biological process: protein dephosphorylation; DNA damage response.
AAAAAAGGUCAGGCAAAGAAAAACAAUAAAUCAACAAACCGCUGUAAACAAACAAACAAACAGAGAUCCUGCCUAUCAACUCCUUCACAACGUAGCACCACAUAGUGGCUCCGAAGUAUUCAGUGGAAUAUGAGGCAAGAUCAGUUUCACCGUGUGAAGGUGUACUUUUUGUCUGAUGUUUGGGAGGAUAACGGCACGGGUUAUUGCUUUGGAGAGGUGUAUGACGAUGAGCCGCCGUGUCUCGUUGUACGGAACGAGCUUGAUCAAACUGAACAACUACUUAAGGCGGCUAUCGAAGGAACGAUCCAGUUCCAACGACAACAGGAUACGUUGAUUGUGUGGACCACAGCUGAAGGUCAGAGCAUAGCGCUGUCGUUUCAGGAAAAGGAAGGCUGUUCGAAGAUGUGCGAUUUCAUAGUACACGUCUUCACUUCAAGGCUUGCGCCUAAGAUCUCAUUGGUUAGUGUGAUAUCAGGGAACGGAGAUUCACAAGAUGGCGAUAUAACGGAGCUGAUUGUAGGACCCGUGAAUUUACCUCCAGAAGAUCCCAGCUCUGAUGACCUGUUGACGAUCUUCAACUGCUUUAACGAGAACCCCAACAGCGCGUUCCAAAGACAGGUGAUUUCAAGCUUCAUCCAAGAUCAGGAUUAUAUUCACAAACUGGUGUUGUUAUUCCACCAAAAUGAGGCAAAUCGUAAGAUUAAAAAUCUUCAUCUCUUGUGCAAUAUCGUAAAGACACUCAUAGUGUCUAACGAGUCCUUAACCAUUGAGAUGAUACUGGACGAUAAGAAUAUGAUGGGGGUUGUUGGGAUCUUGGAGUACGACCCUGAUUUCCCAACGUUGAAGGCAAAUCAUAGAAGCUAUCUUCAAGAUGAAUCCAGCUUUAAGGAAGUUUUACCUGUAAAGGAUGAAAAGAUGAAGAAUUUGAUCAAGAGAACUUUCAGAUUGCAAUUCCUCAAGGAUGUCGUAUUAGCCAGACUAUUGGACGAUCCAUCAUUCAAUGUGAUCUCGACCCUAAUACAUUUUAACCAUAUCGAAGUGAUUCGGUUCUUGGAGAGUGGUGAUUUCAUCGAUUUGUUAUUGCAGAAAUAUGACGAAUCUCAACACUACGAAGUUGACAUAAAGAGGGAUGGAAUAAAACUGUUACAUCAAUUUGUGUUAAUUGCAAAGAAUCUACCUACAAAGCAAAAAACUCGUUUUUACAAAAGUUUGAUAAGGAAAGGCUUAUUCAAGACAAUUGAUUUUGUCUUGAAGGAUGAUUCCUUGGAAGUGAGAGUACAAGGAACGGAAUUAAUCGUGUCAAUAAUUGAACAUGACGUUUUACUGGUUAACGGACCUGACGAACAAGGGUUUGAAGAGACAACUCUAAGUGAGGAGAAUGAUAAUGGUGCCUUUAGCAGCGAGAGUUAUGAAGAUGAACGAGACGAUCAAUUAACUUCGAAAACUUCUAGAGUUAUCACCUUAUCUGACGAUAUGACACUUUUCCAGGUAUUGACUAAAUUCCUCUUGGAGGACAACGAUCCUGGACUGAGAAUGCAAGCUUUUGAAGCUCUCAGAUCAUUAUUGGAUCCUGCUAGCACGUCUUCUUCUGCAAUAUUUGGUGAUCAAGACAGUGAUAGAAAUCUCAACACAACACAAUAUUUCAUGGCAUUCUACAAGGAAGUUUCACCAAAGCUGUUUGAACCUUUGAUCCAAGCCGCAGAGAAUGAAACAAAGGUGGUUACUGAAUGCAAAGAGGAUAUGUACAUGUAUUUGUUUGACCUCAUGAGUUUCUGCUCAAAGGAUAAAGUAUUAUCGAGAUCCUUCUUUAUGGAAAACCAUAUCCUUAAGGGGAUUUCAACUCUGGUCAAACCUAGGCAUAAAUUACAAUUGAGACUUUCAGCUGUCAGAUGCUUAAAAUUUAUCAUUAUGCUGAAUGAUGAAUAUUACAUUAGAUAUAUCAUUUCUAAUGACCUGUUGCAAAAUGUGUUUGAGUUAUUCCAAGAAUCACAAUUUGUUCCAGAUUUGGCGUAUUCCACUGUUUUAGAUCUUUUGGAGAUCAUUCUCAUGGGCAUAGAGAAGGGUGGUGAUAAGAAGAAUUUCAAAUUGCUGGCCAAUUACGUUGUUUCUAAUUAUCAAACAGUGUUGGAGACGAUUGAGGAUGUCAGCUCCGGUAAGGACCUGAUCGACAUAGUUAACAAACCCCAAAUGGGAGAUAACAGAGGAGAACAAGUUGAUGAUGACGAAGACUACGAGGAUAUGAUCACAAGACAGGAGAUACUCACUGAGCCUUUGGAUGCUGAAGAUUCUGAAGUUCAAACGGCAAUCUUCAACGAGACAAGAAAUCUAUCAUAUUUGACCAAUGGCGUAACGGUUGAGAAACGCCUUCGUGAAGACGAUGAAGAGGAGAACGACGAUGAAGGCAAGCAUAACCAAUUUACUUCAACUAUGAAGAAAAGCACAUUGAAGGAAAAAUUCACUAAUGCUGGUAAGAAAUUUGCAUCUAAAUUGGUACAUAAAUAACAUGACAUGACAUGACAGUCCAUAAUA